GUCAGGCAAAGAGCGUGGCUUUGAAUUGACGACUCCCCAAGAAGCACCACACCCACAAAAGGCGCCGCAGCUGCGUAUUUCAGUGUCAAGUGCGUGGUGAGUCAGGAAGCAAACACACACUCACAGAGAGAGCAAAGCCGAGAGGCGGAUGGGAUGAGUGUAUGUAUCUGGGCAGGUGUGAUUGUGCAGGGUCAAGAUGCCGUCGGGGAUGAAAGGGCUGACAGUGUUUGUGGCGGACAUUCGGAACUGCCCCAACAAGGAGGCCGAGCAGAAGCGCGUGGACAAGGAGCUCGCCAAGAUACGCCAGAAGUUCACCAACAGCAAGAGCCUCUCCGGCUACGACCGCAAGAAGUACAUCUGGAAGCUCCUAUACGCCUUCAUGCUCGGCUACGACAUCGACUUUGGCCACAUGGAGGCCGUCAACCUGGUCUCCUCCAACAAGUACAGCGAGAAGAACGCGGGGUACCUGGCCUGCAGCCUGCUGCUAAGCGAGAACUCGGAGAUCCUCCGGCUCAUCACAAACAUGGUCAAGAACGACAUCCUCCACGGCAACGAGCACCAGACCGCCCUGGCCCUCAACACCUGCGCCAACCUGGGUGGCGAGGAGUUCAGCGAGAACCUCUUCUCCGACAUUGCCAAGCUCAUCACCCCGGGGGCGUCCAGGCCCUCGUACAUUCGGAGGAAGGCGUAUGUGUGCCUCCUGAGGCUAUACAGAAGGGACUACGACACCAUCCAGCCUGACACCUGGGCGGCCAGGCUCGGACAGGUACGAGAUGUUAUGUGGUUGGGGCGAUUGACUGGCGGAAGAGCCAUCCAUCCAUCCAUCCAUCAGUCGAGAGUGCGCGGAUCAGAUCAGCAUUGUGGUUGGUUGGUGUGUGUUGUGUGUUGGAUGGGCUGGUUGCAGGCGCUGCAGAGUGAAAAGGACACCGGCGUGUUGACGUCGAUGUGCAGUCUGAUCCUGGGGGUGCUCGAGACCGACCCCAAUGGCUGGGACGACCUCGUGCAGCCGGCCAUUCUCACUCUCGCGAGGUGAUCUGAUCUAUCCACGCAACAAAGACAGACAGACAGACAUCGUGUGUGUGUGUGUUGUUUAGGGUGAUGGGAGGCGACUGCCCGCCGUUUUAUGUAUACUACUCUGUGCCGGCCCCGUGGCUGCAGAUCAAGCUGCUGCGGAUCCUCCAGUUCUUCCCCGCACCCACUAACACCACGUACGCCACGCCACCUCACACAGACAGACAGACAGACAGACGCUGCGUCGAUGCACCGCACCCACACGAGUACGUGUGUGUGGGUAUUAACGAAUGUCAGUUUGCUGAACCGGAUGAACGACAUUUUGUAUCGCAUUCUGUCCAAGCCGACUGUGAGCGCCCACGCCCCCCACCACCACGGCAAGAAGCGCACCAAGGCCGACGCAGAACGUCUUAACAGAUCCAACACAGUGAGUAGUGAGGCACUCACUGAUCUGAUCCAUCCAUGAGUCCAUCCAUCCAUGGUUCCAUCGCAGGAGCACGCCGUUUUGUUUGAGGCGCUCAACCUGAUCAUCCACCUGGAGAUGGACUGCGACCUCACCACCAAGAAAAUGGCAUCGAGCCUUCUCGGCAACUUCGUCGCAUCAAAGGUCGGUCGGGUCGGCCACACGCACCAGACGCUCACACGGGGGGAACGGAAUGGACGCUCUCCUUGCACGCGCAUCUCUGUGCUGUGUGUGUGUGUCUGUAUGUUUCUGUGUGCGUCAGGAGGCCAACAUUCGCUAUUUGGGUUUGGAGACGAUGGCGCGUUUGGCAUCGGACCCCGACGUGCUGCCGCAGCUGAAGCGGCACACGGAGCUCAUCAUCGGGCAGCUGCAGGAACCUGACAUCUCAAUCAGGAGACAGGUGAGUGACGGGCAUAUGCACACGCGCAAAGUCAUCCCUCUCCCUCUCUCUCCCUCUCUCUCUCUCUCUGUGUGUGUCUGUGUGUGUGUGAAGGCGUUGAAUCUGCUGUACGGCAUAUGUGACCGCGACAACUGGCAGCAGAUCGUGGACGAGCUCCUCGAGAUCCUCAAGGGCUCAGACGUCCUCAUGCAGGAGGAACUCGUUCUCAAGAUCGCCAUACUCGCCGAGCGAAACGCACCAGACUACACCUGGUAAGUCGGUCAGCCACACACACACACACCGACCCCCCCUCCCUCUCUGUGCAGGUGUGUCUGUGUGUGUGUGUGUGUGUGUUGAAGGUACGUGGAUGUGGUGUUCAAGAUGAUCGAGUAUGCGCCCGAGGUGGUGUCUGACGAGAUCUGGUACCGAGUGGUGCAGGUCGUCACGGGAUUCGACGACAACACCGACAACGCUGAGCUGCAGGUGGGCACACACACACACACACACACACAGGUGUUGACCAUGUGGUGUGUAUAGUGUGGUGUGGUGUGGUGUGUUGUGUUUCAUUCAGCAAUACGCGGCCAAGAAGGCGAUAGAGUAUCUGAAUGACAGGUUCGCCGACGAGACCAUGGUCAGGUGAGUGUCAGUGAGUCAGUCAGUCAGCUGCAGGCAUAGUGCACACACCUCUCACCGCACUGCAGGGCGAGGCGUUUGCCUCUGUCUGCCCACGUGUCUGUGUCUUUCAUGGAUGCGAUGCGUCGUGCGGUGGGUGUGGUGUGGUGUGUUAUGCAGGCUGGGGGCCUACCUGAUAGGCGAGUUUGGCCACCACCUGCAGAGCCAACUCUCAAGUAACUAACCAAAACCAGCCCCCUUCCCUCCCAGCCUCUCUAUCCAUCCAUCCAUUCAUCCCUCUCUCCCUCUGUGUGUGUGUGUGUGUGUGUGUGCACCAGCGUCGCGUCAGUUCCAGACGCUUCACCGGCACUUCCCCAGGGUGGGCUCCUCCACUCGGUGCAUCCUGCUGCUCGCAUACGCCAAACUCCUCAACGCUGAUGAAGAUGUCUCGGAAGAGGUACACACACACACACACACACAGAGAGAGAGAGAGAGAGGGAGAGAGAGAGACAGAUGCCGCGUAUCUGGCGUGUGUGUGUUUGUGUGUGCGAUAGGUGUUGGCAGUGUUGGAGGAGCAGCAGGACUCGGUUGACCCCGACCUGCAGCAGAGGGCUGUGGAGCUCUACAGGCUCUGCAACGAAAGCACCGCUACCAUGGAAAACGUCCUCGGUACGUGUCUGUGUGAACCAUGGAUGGAUGGAUGUGUCGGUGUCUGUCUGUGCGCAGCGAUGAUGCCCGUCUUCAGCGAGAAGAUCCAGAGCAACAACCCCCUCAUCAGACGAAUGAAACAAGCCUCAAAGUCACGGUACGCAAAAUACCACUGCCUCUUACCCAUAUGGUAUGCUUAUGUGAGUGCCCUCCCUCUCUGCGUUGCCUGCCUGCCUGCCUGUCUGCAGUGCCGCCCCCCGUCAGCAGCUGGAGGAGGCGGCCAAGACGGAGGGUGUGCUCUUCAAGACCGGCGUGGGCCCCGCAGCCAAGGCAGAGGAAGACGACGAUCACGAAGAAGAGGAGGAGGAGGAACAGGACGAGCGAAACGGGUGAGUGUGGUGUGGUCCUCUCCCCCUCCCCCUCCUCCUGGCCGUGACCCCCCCCCACACACGGACACAUUGAGUGUUGAUGUGGCAAAGGAUUUACUGGUGGAUUUCUUUGUUUAUUUGUUUGUUCAGCCGCCGUGAUGAGCACGAUGAAGAUGAAGAAGAGGACGAAGAAGAGGAGGAGGAGGACGAAGAAGAAGAGGAAGGUCAACUACCGCCCCACGCCGCCCCACCCCACCCACACACCACACACAUCACAUACACGCCAUUCUCGCCCCCCUCUGUGUGUGUGUGUGUGUGUGUGCAGAGGAGGAAGAGGAUCGUCGGAACGGCCCACGGUCAAGGGGGGCUGCUGGUGGCGGUGGGAGGGGCCGGGGAGAGGCUGACAGCGGCCCUGCGGGCGGUGGGCUGCAGCUGCCCCCCACUGCGCCAGGGGACAUUCAGGGAAUGUGGAAGAACCUGUGCAUCACUCCGCAAGGUACGUCUGUGCGCCCUGCACGUGUGUGUCGGCAGUGAAUGUGCUGUGUGUGUGUGUGUCAGGUCCGAUGUUCCAGUCGAACUCGUUGGUCAUUCAGCUGCGGCACGAGUACAGGCUCAACCAGGGCCGCAUCGCCAUCAACUACGCCAACAAGAGCCCAAACGUCGUCGUACAAUUCCCCAGGUAGAUAGAAAGAAAGCAUCACACCCACACAUCCACACACACAUGGGAGGGACAUCCCUCAUGUCGGUCUGUCUCCUGUCUGUCUGUCUGUCUGUCUGUCGGUCUAUCUACGGUGCAGCGUCACCAUCUCUGAAGCGCCGUUUAUGAGGCACCAAGCGUCAAAGGUGAGAUAGUGAGUGACCCAUGCCAUUACGCACAUUACAGCUAAUCAUUGCCCUGGCGUGUGCAUCUGCCUGUGUCUGUCAUUGAUGUGCCUGCCACACAGCCGCCGGAUGUGCUGCGUCCCGGGGAGACGUACACCCAUCAGGUGAUGGUCGACUGCCUGCAGCCGUACCUCAACCCGCCUAAAUACAUCGUCAACUGCGUCUUACAAACCCCACAAGUAAGUAUCACACACGCACAUACACGGAUGGAUGUCAGGUGCCGUCACGCUUGCCUCUCUGUCUGUCUGUCUGUCUGUCUGUGUGUCAACGAAUGACCAGGGCCCGCCGAGCAACCAGAAUCUGCCCUUCACUCUGCCGGUGUGUCUGACCAAGUUCUUCUCGCCCGCCAGCCUGUCAGCGGAGCAGUUCACGAGCUACUGGGAGAGCAUGUCGGGGCCGGGCAGGGAAAUGCAGCUCAUGGGGCCGCUCGCCAGCGGCUUUGUGGCCGACGUCCAGAGGGCAGCCGGGGCGCCACAGCAGCUGAGUCCGCAGGCCAUCAUGCAGCGCUUUAAUGCCUAUCUCUCGCAGGGCUUCAACCUCGCCAUCAUCCCACUGUCCAACGUAUGUGUGUGUGGGAGGGGGAAGGGGCGAUUGUGGUGUGUGGAUUCCUCUCGCUGCCGUGUGUGUGGUGUGACUGAUUUCAUUGGUCAGGCGCCCGGCGUUUUGUUUGGCGCCGCCACUUUCCACACGGGCACACCCCAACCGGUGGGCGGGGUGGGUGACAGGAGAGAGGCAGCCCAGCCAUCAAUGAGCUGUCUCUCUCUGUGGGGGCGUGCGUCCCGUCCGUGUGUCACUCACUCCCUGACGGUGUGUGUGGUUGUCUGCUUGCUCUGCCUGUCCUGUCCUGUGUGCCAACAGAAUGACCCCAGCAAGAAGGUUGUGGUGGCCUGCAUGAUGAAGCUCGAGCUCGACCCAUCGCGGUAAGUAAGGUACCGUACCCACACAUAGACGUCAGUCACACGACAGACAAGACACACAGCCACUGAAAUGUGAAGUGAGUGGAUGGCCUCACUGUCUGUCUGUCUGUCUGUGUCUGUCGGUCUGCUUCGUGUGUGUUGUUCGGUUCGAUGGAUCGACCAGCAUGAUGGCGCGGCUGACAGCCCGCACGGCCCACCCCCAGGUGACGACAUCCUUCGCCCAGAUCCUUGCAGCAUACUUCAUCACACCACAGCAGCAGCAACAACAGCAGCCAGAGCAGACGCCCCAGCAGCCGCAGACCGCAUCGCUCAUCUAGACCUGGACGGGACGAUGGGGGGAUGAAUGGAUGGCCCGAGAUGGGAUGGGCGCUGCCGCCUUGUCAGUCAACGGAUUGAUGGGAAGGAUGUGUGUGUGUGUGUGUGUGUCAGUACGUCAAUUCAGCUAACUUUAUGUGUGUCUCUCAUGAGAGAGAGUGUGUGUGUGUUUAAGGCAAGGCGACCUCAGCUCCGUGGAGUCAGUCGUGACAGACAGCCAAUGGAUCGAUGUGAUGCGUGCUGCUCAAGAAGUGUACGGUGAUUGCAUUGCUGUCCAUUCCCUGCACACAUGAAUAAACAAUGCUCCAUCAGCACACACAGGCCGGCUGUAGCGGUCAGAUGAGGGCACACACUUGUGGCGAACCACGAGUCUGACCACACAUUUAGAUGCGAGAAGCGGACAGAUGCACGACCGAUACUGCAUGACACACCGAUGCACCCACAGUGGAACAG
Molecule: messenger RNA, 6048 nt
Organism: Vitrella brassicaformis
Lineage: Eukaryota; Vitrellaceae
Source: the annotation of a GenBank genome assembly